AUGGGUGCAGUAAUGCCUAUAGAGCCUCGGCACCCCUCCGAACCACCCAGCCAUUUCUCACAGUCUUUCCCGCUCAUGAUGGACUCUGCUCUUUACGCAAUAUAUUCUAUCCUCCUGAUCCAGGCCUUGCACAUUCUUCUCUCCCGCCAACGUGCAAGCGCCAAGGUUUCGUGGCACCUCCCCGCGAUGUGUGCGCUGUUCCUGUUGUCCACGCUGCAUAUUACUGUUGCAUGGACGUGGGCAUUCACCACCGAUACCGCCACAACCGCGAUCUACGAGGUGUUUUCGCUGACUUACCCGCUCCCUACCCUAGCGGCUCCAGACGAUCCGCCCAGAGUGCACUAUUUCGCGACCUUCAUCAAAGUCCGGUUUGCGAUUGCCAACUUUAUUGCAGACACUAUUUUGAUGCAUCGUUGCUAUAUAAUCUGGAAUCGACGUUGGAAAAUCAUGAUUAUUCCGGCAAUCGCUUACAUUGUAAACUAUGUGGUCACUCUCCUGCCCCUUUCCCAGUCCACAAGAAGAAGCAUAUUUGCAUCCUGCAUGACAAUCACCUUCCUCACAAAUGUUUUGAUAUCCGCAUUGACUGCGGGUAGAAUAUGGUGGAUGGCACGCAAGAUCAACCGCGUGCUUCAAGGAAGAACCACAACAUUGUACUCAAACCUCAUCGCCAUCCUGCUCGAAAGCGGCUCGAUGUACCCCGCGGCUAUCCUUGUGGGUGUCGGCGCGUGGAUCCCUCACCAAGCCCCUCUCGCGAUGCUGCUCAGCUGUUUUGCUGUCGUAUACCACACUGUAGCCAUCGCCCCCACGCUCGUCAUCGUGCGCAUUGGCCUUGGUAUCAGCAUGAACGACGUGGACGAGUACAUCGCGUCGGUUUGCGUCAACAGCGUCUGCCUGUCCCGGCGCAGUGGCCAUCCAUCAUUGGGUACCUUGCACUUUGCAGUGCCAGCGGCAUCUGCCACAAAUAACAACUCAGGCUGCGCGCCAGAUGUCAGCCUGAGUGAGCCCCAAUUGAAAACUCCCAAUUCGACGGACCACUUCCAGUCCGGGUAUGAUGCGGAGAUGGGCCUAUGCUUUGCGAGCAUGACUCUUGCCCUUACCUUCAGCAGCCAGGACCUCCAAAAUUGUACGCUCUACGAGCCGCGGGCGGGCAACAUCGUGCGGUACAUCCUGAGCUCAGAGUACGCGCCAAAUGCUGUCCCAAGGGUCACGCACAUACGACUGGGCAGUGGCAGGAUCAGCAGCGCCUGCAUAGAUUGGGAACGAUGUCGCUUCGUGGUUGAUGGAGUUGCUCGAGUUUGGAGGGACGGCUUUAGUGCUGGAGAGCAUGACUGGGAGGCUUUGAGCGGGAGACGAUUCGCGCUGAAGUGGCGAAAUUCGGACACGGAACUCGUCGCUCACCCUACCUCGGGCGAUACCAGCGUGGUCCGCUUUACCGUCUUCCGGCCGCGGGGCAUGCUUUUCGGGGAGAAGAGUGGGACGUUAUCGUUCCCGGCGGCCAUGAAGGAGGAGAGCGAGCGAGUGGAGUUGCUAAUGGUGGUCCUGAGGGAAGUGCUGCGGCGUCAUGGAACUGCCAGUGGGUCCGCCAACAGUGGCUGGAGACCCAUGGCCGCAGAAAGUGUUGGGCUGGACGGGAGGGUGAUUAGACCAGGAAGAGUUCAUAGCAACUUGUUCAGCGAUGACCCGCCGCCACCAUAUAGCAGCUAG
This is a messenger RNA of Mycena indigotica, 1704 nucleotides long. RefSeq names its product Ras-GEF domain-containing protein. The coding region runs from base 1 to 1704 and encodes 567 amino acids. The transcript is spliced from 10 exons. The record is from RefSeq and is a predicted model, not a curated record. Lineage: Eukaryota; Fungi; Basidiomycota; Agaricomycetes; Agaricales; Mycenaceae.